Molecule: messenger RNA, 1319 nt
Organism: Gilbertella persicaria
Lineage: Eukaryota; Fungi; Mucoromycota; Mucoromycetes; Mucorales; Choanephoraceae
Exons: 2
Coding region: 41-1162 (373 amino acids)
Source: RefSeq, a predicted model, not a curated record
CUCUUUUUUCUUUUUUUAAAUACAAAGACAAUAGACUUCCAUGUCCUCGGAAGAAAAUGAAGUAGUCAUUAUUAUUGACUCUGAAGAUGAGGUAGAGAUUUCAGACAAAACUUCAAAAAAAAGGAUCACUCCUAAAUCUACUUCAUUAUGGUCAAAUGGCAAACAUGCUUCUUCAAAGAAACCGACAUCAGUUCAACCUAAACAAAAUUUUGCACAAGUUAACAAAGCAAGCCUAACUCAGCCAAAAAAAAACAACUCUAUACUAUCGCAACCUUCUACUGAAUCGCCAUCGCCACAUGCCAAGAACAAACAGCCCCUUAGACCAGUUUUUACAAAAAGCCCUACUAUGAUAUCAAACUGUAACUCACCACAUUCCAAGAAUACAAUUGAGAUAAUUGAGGAAGAAGAGGACGAGAUAGCCAGUAUUAUAGGCUCUUUACGUCCUAACAGAAGCAAAACUUCAGUCAAUAUUAACAAGCUUCUUCAAAAGAAAAACAGCAAACCAAUUUUUCAAAAUAAAACACCCAUCGCCACACGAACUCCUCCUAAACAUGAAGAUGCACGCCCUGUAAAUAUAAGCAAACCACCUGUCAUAAAGCGCCAAAUAGAACAAAUAAAUACACUACCACAAAUACUUAGUCCUGAGAGACCGGCAAUAAAAAAAAGAAUGGUUCAUUCACCAGCAUCAACUGAAAACUCAUUCUUUUCACUUCCUAAAAUCAAAAAAGCAAAAGAGUUUACAGACAUUCUCGAUGAAGAUAAUGAAGAAGACAUGGUAUCAUUCCUUGACUACAUUCAUGCUAGAAACAAGAUAUUUCAUCAACAAAAUGCAAGUUCAAGUCCUAAAAAGAAUAAUGCAGCAGAAAGGAUACAAUGUCCUAUCUGUAAAUUGUUUUAUAGUAAAGAAGAGAUUGAAGAGCAUGCCUCUGAUUGUGAUGGCCAGAAUAAAAAAAGCAGUAAGGGAAUAAAAAAAAAGACAAUUGGUGUUGCUGUAGCCAUGGAUGAAGCAGAUCGCAAAAAAAAAAAUCAAGGUAUAUCAGAGACUGGACCUACAAAUUAUUAUGCAGAUUCAGCAGGUGUUUUAGCCUUAGAUGGCUCAGGUUUUAGUAGUGAAGUAACUGGACUUAGUUGGGAAUCUACUGGGCAAACUCGGUUUGGAUAAUAAAGAAACUUUAUUGAGCAAACAUAUCAUCAACCUGUAUAUAGUUUGGCUCUUCUUCUAUAGACAUUUGAACCACAUCUUGUCCUCCUUCUUCUUCUAGUGGUUCACCGUCUACGUCUUCUUCUAAUGGUUCACCAUCUACGUCUUCCUCUUCCUC